This is a messenger RNA of Astyanax mexicanus (Mexican tetra), 3443 nucleotides long. RefSeq names its product cyclin T2b (gene ccnt2b). The record is from RefSeq and is a predicted model, not a curated record. Lineage: Eukaryota; Metazoa; Chordata; Actinopteri; Characiformes; Acestrorhamphidae. Bases 18 to 1844 code for a protein of 608 amino acids. Gene Ontology annotation, biological process: positive regulation of DNA-templated transcription, elongation; regulation of transcription by RNA polymerase II. The transcript is spliced from 9 exons. Gene Ontology annotation, molecular function: cyclin-dependent protein serine/threonine kinase activator activity. Gene Ontology annotation, cellular component: nucleus; cyclin/CDK positive transcription elongation factor complex.
CUCCGCGGCUCCUCAUCAUGUGUUGUGAGGAGCGGAAGGAGGCGAGCAGCGUCGGGACGAACAUGGCGAUUGUGAAUCGGGGCUCCACGAAAUGGCUUUUCAACCGGGAGCAAAUCGAGAAUUCACCGUCCCGUCGCUGCGGAAUCGAGCCGGACCGGGAGCUGUCUUACCGGCAGCAAGCUGCCAAUCUAAUCCAGGACAUGGGGCAGCGGCUCAACGUCUCCCAGCUCACCAUUAACACCGCAAUAGUCUAUAUGCACAGAUUUUAUAUGCUGAAUUCCUUCACAAAGUUCCAUCGAAAUAUCAUCUCUCCUACCACUCUAUUUUUGGCUGCUAAAGUAGAAGAGCAACCCAGGAAACUUGAACAUGUCAUUAAAGUGUCGCACGCCUGUCUUAACCCACAAGAACCCCCACUGGAUACCAGUAGCAAUGUUUACCUCCAACAAGCCCAAGAGUUGGUGCUGCUAGAAACCAUAGUGCUGCAAACACUUGGGUUUGAGAUUACUAUAGAGCAUCCACACACAGAUGUUGUGAGAUGUUCCCAACUAGUUCGAGCAAGCAAGGACUUGGCCCAGACGUCGUAUUUCAUGGCUACCAACAGCCUGCACCUGACCACAUUCUGCUUGCAGUACAAGCCCACAGUGGUGGCCUGUGUGUGUAUCCACUUGGCCUGCAAAUGGUCCAACUGGGAGAUCCCCAUCUCGUCUGAUGGAAAACACUGGUGGGAGUACCUGGAUCCCACGGUCACCCUGCAGCUGCUUGACCAAUUAACGCAUGAGUUUCUACAGAUUUUGGAGAAAACGCCCAGCAGGUUAAAAAGAAUCCGAAACUGGCGGGCCACACAAGCUGCUAAAAGAUCAAAAACAGAAAGCCAACCAGUGGACUCUUCUUUCCAGACUUCUUCCCUGAGCCAAGAAAGCCUAAUGUUGGAUGGCAAGACUGACCUCAUGGGAGGCAUGUACUCUGAACCUUCCACCUCAUUCCAACUGGAUGGUGGCCCUCUCUCCCUUAAUGGCCUGUCGAACUUGACCUCCUCCUAUGGCUUUGUGGCCCAGAGUACCCAGCAGCCUGACGCCUUCCUAAACUUGCAGGGGGCGUCCGUCGGCAAACACAGUCAGUGUCCGGCCCCGGUAGCCACGCAUAAACUCUCCUUGGAGAAGUACCGCGAGAAGCAGGCCGCUGACCUCCUGCAGCGUCGGAGACACGCAGACGAGGGCGACUUGCACCGCAAACAUCUGCUUCCUGAUCCCACGGGUCCGGCUUCAUCUGCAGCGCUGUUGUCGUCGUCCUCUUCCUCAGGGUCUCGCGCUAAAUACAGCCAGCCCGGGCAGGAGCGAGCAUCAAAGAGCGGCUCGCUGAAACGUCGGCAUCCUUCCUCCUCCUCCGCCUCGGUGGAGAACGGCAGUGCGAACCAGGAGGAGCUGAAGAUGAAGAUUAAAGUAUCGGAGAGUGGAGGAAGCAGCAGUGGCAGUAGUAGUGGUAAGAGCAGACACAGCCCUCGCUCUGGCCGAGAGAAACACAGGGAGCACUCGUCCCAGCGAGCGCCCAAGCACGACGCCUCGCACUCGCACGGCCACACGCAUGCUCACGCUCACGUUCACACGCACAGCAGCCACCACAAAGCCCACCGUUCCUCCAAGACCCACUCUGCCCCUGCUCCCUUGCCUAUGAGCCAAACCCUGGGCCAUGCCCAGCUGGGAAAGAUGGGAGACAGCAGGAGGCAAGGGGAGGGGCAGAGUGCAGAGGGAGGAGCCUCGCUGUGCUUGAAUGGGCAGCACAUGGACUACACAGACACAUUCAACAUGCUUGACUCCUUGCUCAAUGCACACAACAUGAACUAUUAACCCACAUACCCCACAGGAAAAAGAAACACAGAUGGUUUUACGUGUAAAAUUUUUAAAAAUGAAGAAAAAAAGUUUUUUUUUUUUUUAACGAACUAUUUUACGUUAGGAUCAACCAGUCCGUUACAUUUCAUAUUCUCCCUCUCUUAAUUUAACCAUGCUAUGUUGCGCUACUCAAAAAAAGUACAAAAAAGACAAAAAGAGAGAAAAGAAAAAAAAGUGAAAGUUGUAGUUAUGUAUGUAAACAGUAUAUUCACAGUUUAAAAGCUUCCUACGAGAACAGCCUGUGAAAUCCAUGUGUACUGUAAUUGCGUUUUCAUUCCAGCUGUAGCAGCGGAAGAACGGCAGAUUACACAAAUAGCGACAAAUCUUUAAAUGGUUCUGUAAGUGUUUGUACUGUAUACUUGAUUCUUUUCAAAUCAAAGGGAUGAAAUGAAAUUUGAAAAGACUUUGCAGACUGUUUAUGUAUUGAAGGUGCAGACAACUGUUCACCCUUUUAUUUCCCUUGUUUUUAAAAGUUCUAUCUGUCAGAAUAUAAUUCUCAUUAUGCUCAGGUUUGGAGAUGCUUAAAUGUGUAACAUUACAUCUAUAAACAUAUCUAUGUGGGAAUGUAGAACGUUGGCGAUUCCGGCUGUAGGGACUCCUGAACCUAGCGACCUCUUUCUCAUCAUAAGUUCAUAAGUCCUUGAAAGAAAAAAAAAAAAGAAAAGAAAAAAGCAAAAAUGAAACAAACCCCUUUAUUGUCCUGCCUUUAUCUUUGUUGUGAUGGAGUGAUGUCCAUCCUCAUUUGGUGGCAUGUAUCUUCUUCAUGAGUCUAGCGUAUGGUUGGUUCCUUGGGCUGCGGGCCUUGAUUUAUUUUAUUUUUGGUUUUUUAAUUAAUUUAGUUUAAAUGGCUUUCCUUCUUCCUGCCCUUCCUCCUACCUCAAUAGCCCUUUAAACUGACGUGGAGGCCAGCAAACUUCGGGUGGGGUGGUGUGAUCAGAUCAGGAGGAGGGGGACUAUGGGUAUUGUAGUCCUUCCUGUCGUGACCGUAAUCAUAUGCUUCUGUUUAAAACCAUGCUUGCUGAGGUUGGCAUGGCCUGGCUUUUCCAGACACAGUUAUAAUCUGUGUUUUCCAGAAGCUGGUUCUUAGCUUCCAGUGUUCCUGUAGCAUGUUUGCUGCACACAUUCUGGAAGCAGCCUCAUGGUCCUAUGGAAGGGCUGUUGUGCCCUGUUGUUUCCCCCUCAUAUGAUGUGGAUAUUGCGAAAACUAACUCCAGAUCUUGCAUUUUAACACUGGAGUUAGUUUUAAUACAGGAGUGUUCCAGUUCUCUAUACCAAAAUCUCUAUCAUUGUGUUCAUAAGGAACUAUCCUCAGAUCAGGUUCAAAGAUGGAACACCCUCCCCCAAAACACCCAACACCCCAAGGGACCAGUAGCUCAACGCCAAAGGCAGUGCCUCAUUGUAACACAUACAGUUGCAGUGCUUCAGGAGAACGUUUUUCUUCGCGUGAAGUGCUUUUUAUUUCCCCCCCUUUAACGCCACAGUUAUUUGUAAUAGCCUUGAAUUUGAGUCGAAAGUGAUGUUGGACAAUUACCUAAUAAAUCACCAUGCAACACAAAA